AUGAGAAGUCCUGUAAUUUUAAUGAAUAUGAAUUCAAAACGACAAUUGGGUCGAAAAGCACAAUUAUCUAAUAUUUAUUCUGCCAAAAAUGUAGCUGAUAUUGUUCGAACAUGUUUAGGACCCAAUGCAAUGUUAAAAAUGAUACUUGAUCCAAUGGGAGGAGUACUUCUUACAAAUGAUGGACAUGCAAUUCUUCGAGAAAUAGAGGUUGCACAUCCAGCUGCAAAGUCUAUGAUCGAAUUAAGUCGAACUCAAGAUGAAGAAGUCGGUGAUGGAACGACUACUGUUAUUAUAUUGGCCGGCGAAUUUUUAAUUCAUGCUCUUCCACACCUUGAACGAAAUAUUCAUCCAGUUGUUAUAAUAUCAGCAUUUAAACAUGCGCUUGCAGAUGCUUUAGACAUAAUUGAGGAAAUUUCACAAAAAGUGAAUGUAAGAAAUGAUAAAGAGAUGUUUGAGCUUAUAAAAACGUCUAUUGGGACAAAAUUUACAAGUCGCUGGAGUGAUUUAAUGUGCAAUCUUGCCCUAAAAGCAGUGCGUAUUGUCGAAAACAAUAUUGAUGGAAAACAUGAAAUAGAUAUUAAGCGAUAUGCAAGAGUUGAAAAAGUCCCAGGGGGAGAAAUCGAAGAGAGCGUUGUUUUAGAUGGUGUUAUGUUGAAUAAAGAUGUUACUCAUCCUAAAAUGAGAAGAAAAAUUGAAAAUCCUAGAAUUAUACUUUUAGAUUGUUCUUUAGAAUAUAAAAAAGGGGAAUCACAAACAAGUAUUGAAAUAACUAAAGAAGAUGAUUGGAAUAGGAUCUUGCAAAUUGAAGAAGAACAAGUAUCACAAAUGUGUGAAUCAAUUCUAGCUUUUAAUCCAGAUAUUGUUUUUACUGAAAAAGGUAUAUCAGAUCUUGCUCAGCAUUAUUUUUUAAAAGCAAACGUUACUGCUAUUCGUCGAGUUCGGAAGUCUGACAAUAACAGAAUUGCUCGUGCUACGGGUGCUACUAUUGUAAACCGUAUAGAAAAUCUUCGUGAGUGCGAUGUAGGUAAAGAUUGUGGAGAUUUUGAAAUAACCAAAAUCGGCGAUGAAUAUUAUACUUUUUUAACUAAAUGUAAAAAUCCUAAAGCAUGUACUAUUUUACUUCGCGGUCCUUCUAAAGAUAUUAUCAACGAAGUUGAACGCAACUUACAAGAUGCAAUGUCUGUUACUCGAAAUGUUUUUCUUCAUCCAAAACUUUCUCCUGGUGGUGGUGCAACAGAAAUGGCAAUUAGUGUUAAAUUAUCGAAUAAAGCGAAAUUUAUUGAAGGAGUGGAACAAUGGCCUUAUAGAAGUAUUGGUCAAGCGAUGGAAAUUAUUCCUCGAACAUUAGUGCAAAAUUGUGGUGUAAACCCUGUAAAAGUAUUGACACAAUUAAGAGCAAAACAUGUCAAUGGACAGCAUUCAUGGGGAGUGGAUGGUGAAACUGGAAAAUUGGUAGAUAUGUGUUCUCAUGGUGUAUGGGAGCCACAAGCUGUAAAAUUACAAUCUAUAAAAACUGCUAUUGAAAGUGCUUGUCUUCUUUUAAGAAUAGAUGAUAUUGUUAGUGGUAUUGGGAAAUCUAAAGAAAAAGGAAAUUCUGUAGCGGAUGUACAUAACAUUUCUGAAAAGAAUGGUAUUGAAGAUCAAGGCGAAUAA
This is a messenger RNA of Pneumocystis jirovecii RU7, 1653 nucleotides long. RefSeq names its product T-complex protein 1 subunit gamma. The transcript is spliced from 7 exons. Gene Ontology annotation, molecular function: ATP hydrolysis activity; ATP-dependent protein folding chaperone; ATP binding. Lineage: Eukaryota; Fungi; Ascomycota; Pneumocystomycetes; Pneumocystales; Pneumocystaceae. Bases 1 to 1653 code for a protein of 550 amino acids. Gene Ontology annotation, biological process: protein folding. Gene Ontology annotation, cellular component: chaperonin-containing T-complex. The record is from RefSeq and is a predicted model, not a curated record.